Pseudoliparis swirei is the source of this 2138-nucleotide messenger RNA. It is a transcript of the gene tslig2, whose product is annotated as chromosome 2 C2orf49 homolog. Bases 1 to 591 code for a protein of 196 amino acids. The transcript has 4 exons. Gene Ontology annotation, biological process: embryonic morphogenesis. Gene Ontology annotation, cellular component: tRNA-splicing ligase complex. NCBI's taxonomy places the organism in Eukaryota, Metazoa, Chordata, Actinopteri, Perciformes, Liparidae. The record is from RefSeq and is a predicted model, not a curated record.
AUGGCGGCGUCCACGAAACAGGGUGGAAAAGCUAUCCGUAGCUCAGACGUGGAGCUGUUAAUGCACCCCGAGCUGCUGUCUCACGACUUCAUGCGGCUCAUCUUAAGCGAGAAACAUGUCUAUACCGGAGUAUGUGAAAGUCGCGACCGGCUCACGGAGCUUUACCUGCAGCACGUCAUCCCGCGGCCGCAGAGGACGUUACCCGACAGCCGCUGGGGAAAGAGGAUGGAGGAGAUCCGAGGGAGGCACACACCGGCCGGCCACGGGCCGCACAGUUCCGGUAACAACCACAACAGGAAAAGGCCUCUGAUUGUGUUUGAUGGCAGCUCCUCUGGACCACUAAAAGUAAAGAAACCAGCAGAAACAACCUUGUCAACGGGAACCACCGACAGGUUAAAACCUCCUCCUGCUGCAAACCUGCCAUUCCCCAUCAGAAAGCUAUCUGGAAACACAUCUUCCUCCUCCUCCUCCUCCUCCGCCUCCAUUCUUUGCAGCACUGACGCAGCAAACCUCAAACGGGAAGCAAUCAGCUUGGAUGCAAUGGAGUCUCCAGAGGUGAAGAAAAAGAUCCAGCAUGUGACAUGGCCCUGACCUCUAACCUUUAUACACACGAGCCUGAUGCAGCUCAGGCUCUGAAGGACAGACCACUCUCCUCCAUGAUGUUUCCCAGUAUUGUUGCUCUUCCCAUCACAGUUAUCCAACUAAUUAUGUCACAAAAAGGAUUCAAUUAAAUUCAGUUCAUUUUAUAUGGCCCAAUAUCACCAAUUACACAUUUGUCUGAGAGGGCUUUACAAUCUGUACACAUACAACAUCUGUCCCAGGACCUCACAUCGGAUCAGGAACAACUCCCAAGAAAUAGAAGAAAAAACUUUCACGGGGAAAAAAGGGAAGAAACCUUCAGGAGAGCAACAGAGGAAGAUCCCUCUCCAGGAUGGACAGAAGCAAGAGAUGUCAUGUGACCAGAAGGAACAGCAGUACAUAAAAGCAUGAAAGCCCUGAAACGUGUGUGUCUCCGCCAACUCGCAGCUCUCUUUCCUCCACGAGCUGACAGGACGGGGCUCCUAAAGUCACGAGAUCCUUGUAGCUUUCCACAACCUCAAGUGUCCUUACCGCAGACGCUCAGCGACGCUCCUCGUGUCCUCCACAGGCGCCGGCGACGAGGGCAAAACGAGUAACGCCACUUUUGUUUUUCUCGAUUUGCAAUUUAGGGAAAUUGUGGUUGUCGAUAUUCUGUUUUGUUCUGAGGGCCUUCAGUACUGCUCUGCAAUGGGGAAAGGCGUCUUAUCCUGUCUGGGUUUUGUUUAAAAUGGUUGUAAGUGGGAGUACCGUGACUUGAAUGGACAGAUUAACGGCGACACAAAUGUUACAGACUUAACCCUUGUGUUGCCUUCGGGUCAAUUUGACCCGAUUCAAUGUUUCACCCUCCUGUUACCUUUAUAUUUACUAACAUAUUUUACCCUUGAGGUCAAUAUGACCCCAGCUAUUAAAAUCUCCAGAAAAUUAUUAGAAUUAAUAUUGUUUUCCAAGUUUAAGUGUGAGGUACUUUAUGUUUGUUUGUUGACUCCCGAAAGAACACCGACAUUAAACAUUGAAUCGGGUCAAAUCGACCCGAAGGCGACAGGAGGGUUAAAUAUUGAAUCGGGUCAAAAUGACCCGAAGGCAACACAAGGGUUAAUAGUUUGAGAUUGUGACUGCUGGACAUAUCUAAGCUUCAUUGUCAACACGUUAUGUGAACAGCGCAACAACAACAAAAUGGUGUGUUCAAUCUCGGAUACGGUGUCUCCUUCUUCUCAAUGAACUCAUUCCGCUGAUGUUUGGCCUCAGUUGUUCAGGGCUUUUAAAUAUGAGUGUAACUUGGUAUUGUGCUUUUGUUUUAAACUUGUAUUCAUGCACUUGAAUAAAACCUUUAAAAAAAAAAAAACAUUACAAAAGAGAGCAACAUGGACUAAAUCAGGAUUAUUGAUAUUUUUGCAGUGUGUAUUCUAAAUUGUGUAUAGAUUGACUUUACAGUUACUUUCUUUGAAACUGAUGUAGACAGAGAUGAACAAAAUAUUUAGAAAGCAUUUUAAAUCCAAUGUGAAAUCUAGUGUCAUAUUUGUAUCUAUGCUUUUUAAAAUAAAUUGUCUCGAAACAAUUAA